Messenger RNA from Cricetulus griseus (Chinese hamster), 4483 nucleotides. Lineage: Eukaryota; Metazoa; Chordata; Mammalia; Rodentia; Cricetidae. The record is from RefSeq and is a predicted model, not a curated record.
AGCAUGCUCUGCGCCGCGGCCUGGGGCGGGACUUCCGGUAUGAGCUACUGAGUGCCGGGGCCUCCAGAAGUGUGAUGUGCGUGUGGUCGCCUGGGUGACGGAACAGGCUGUGCAGUGUGUAGCGCGGCCUAGAAGGCAGGUUGAAGCCAUGGACAUAGAUGCUGAGAGAGAGAAAAUAACACAGGAGAUCCAGGAGCUCGAAAGAAUUUUGUAUCCUGGAUCCUCCAGCGUCCAUUUGGAGGUCUCUGAAUCCAGUCUCAGUUCAGACUCUGAAGCAGAUCUCCUGCCUGAUGAGGACUUGGAAGCCACUGGUACCCCCAUCGUGGAAGAAGAAAGGUGGAGCGAGGCCAGCAAUGAUGAGGAGGACCCCAAGGACAAAGCUCUUCCUGAAGACCCUGAGACCUGUCUGCAGCUAAAUAUGGUCUACCAGGAGGUGAUUCAGGAGAAGCUGGCAGAGGUUAGCCAGCUGCUAGCCCAGAACCAGGAGCAGCAGGAGGAGAUCCUGUAUGAUCUGUCUGGGACCAAAUGCUCCAAGGUGAAGGAUGGCAAAAGCCUGCCCUCAUACAUGUACAUAGGCCACUUCAUGAAGCCAUACUUCAAGGACAAGGUCACUGGAGUGGGGCCUCCUGCCAAUGAAGACACACGAGAGAAGGCUGCCCAGGGAAUCAAGGCCUUUGAACAGCUCUUGGUGACCAAGUGGAAGCACUGGGAGAAAGCCUUGCUCAGGAAGUCCGUAGUGAGUGAUCGCUUGCAGCGCCUACUUCAGCCCAAGAUGCUGAAGCUUGAGUACUUACACGAGAAGCAGACCCGAGUCUCCAGUGACUUGGAGAGGCAGGCCCUGGAAAAGCAGAUUAAGGAAGCAGAGAAAGAGAUUCAGGACAUCAACCAGCUCCCUGAGGAAGCUUUGCUGGGGAACCGGCUAGAUAACCACGACUGGGAAAAGAUUUCCAACAUCAAUUUUGAAGGAGGCCGCAGUGCAGAGGAAAUCCAGAAGUUCUGGCAGAGUUCUGAGCACCCGAGCAUCAACAAGCAAGAAUGGAGCACAGAGGAGGUAGAGCGACUGAAAGCCAUUGCUGCCACACAUAGCCACUUGGAGUGGCAUUUGGUUGCAGAGGAGCUAGGGACAAGCCGCAGUGCCUUCCAGUGCCUGCAGAAAUUCCAGCAGUACAACAAAGCCCUGAAACGCAAAGAGUGGACAGAAGAGGAAGACCACAUGCUCACCCAGCUGGUCCAAGAGAUGCGUGUUGGGAACCAUAUUCCAUACCGCAAGAUUGUCUACUUCAUGGAAGGACGAGACUCCAUGCAACUGAUCUACCGUUGGACCAAAAGCUUGGAUCCUAGCCUGAAAAGGGGAUUCUGGACCCCAGAGGAAGAUGCUAAGUUGCUUCAAGCUGUUGCCAAGUAUGGGGCGCAGGACUGGUUUAAAAUCCGGGAAGAGGUGCCAGGUAGGAGCGAUGCCCAGUGCAGAGACCGCUACAUCAGAAGAUUACAUUUUAGCUUGAAGAAGGGACGAUGGAACGCAAAAGAAGAACAACAGCUGAUCCAAUUAAUAGAAAAGUAUGGAGUUGGUCAUUGGGCAAGAAUAGCUUCUGAAUUGCCCCAUCGGUCAGGCUCCCAAUGUCUGAGCAAGUGGAAAAUAAUGGCCAGGAAGCAGCAGCAUCUCCAGAGGAGGAGGGGGCGGAGGCCCAAUCGUAGUAGCCAGUGGAGCUCUAGCAGCAGCAGCGACAGUGAGGGCUAUGGCAGUAGCAACAGCAGCAGCAGCAGCAGCAGUAGCAGUGAAGACUCAGAAUUGGAGCUGGAAGAGCCUCUGGAGAAUGGCAGAGCACUGGUUCCUCAACAGUACAGAGUGCCAGACAUUGACCUGUGGGUUCCUACCAGGCUGAUCACCAGCCAGUCACAGAGAGAAGGGGCAGGGUGCUACCCAGCACACCGUGCUGCCUCCUGCACUCUUGACACCACUCAAAGUCACCACAAGGAAGGUCCCACCACCGUCUCCACUCCUCAGAUAAGCCAGGUCCUUCCACAGUCAGCCUUACCGGGUCUCACAAAGAGCUGUUACAUCUGCACCAGGUCCUGCGGCAGUCAGCCUUACAGGGUCUCUUUUGACAUGCAGCAUGUGGUGAAAGUGCCCCUGGAGAAAAUGCUGAAGUUGAUCAGGGCCCGCCCAGCCACCCAGAACCACACACUGGUGAAGGAAAGACUGAGGCAGCCAUCCCUGCCUAAUUCACACUCAGAGUCUGACCCUGGUGAUAAUGUGGCUGUGCCCCAUCUGCGGCGGCUGUGGCAUGGAACUUUCCAGAAUAAGCUGAGACGCAAGCGACAGGCUCUGCACCGAAGGCUUCUUAAGCACAGGCUUCUGCUGGCUGUGAUACCCUGGGUGGGUGACAUCAACCUGUCCUGCACACAAGCUCCUAGGAGACCUGCAAUAGUGCAAACCCAAGCUGACAGCAUCAGGACACAAUUAGAGCGUGCCCACCUGACCAGCACUCCAGUAUUCACACUGCUUAUUCAGGUCUCUCAGCUAUUGCAGAUUGAUGCUGUGGGCUGCAUGGAGGUGGUCCGCGAGAGGAAGGCCCAGCCACCUGCAGUGCUCCAGCCUAGCACCCAGAACCCCCAACCUCAUCUUCUGCAGGCAUUCUCCAGUGCCAAGAACAGCACAGGCUGCCUCCUCCCAAGCAUGCCGGGUCAGCAAACUACAAAGAGAGACAGCCACAAAGGGCGUCCACGGCUGGGAACGUGCGGGACUGAAGCUACCUCCUUCCAAGUUCCUGUAGCAGCUCCAGGUGGCCUCCGGCCAAAGCCCAAGACUGUAUCUGAGCUGCUUCGUGAGAAGCGGCUCCGUGAGUCUCGUGCUAAGAAGGCUACUCAGGCCCUCACUGCCAUCAACAGCCAGUUGCUGAUCUCCUCACCUGUGAUCCUCCAGCCCCCUCUGCUUCCAGCCCUCCAGGGUUCCCCAGUAGCAGGCCCUGCAACAUCCAGUGUAGAACUCUCUGUCCCUGUGGCCCCAGUGAUGGUCAGUUCAAGUCCUUCUGGCUCCUGGCAGGUGACUGGGAUGUCAGCCACAGACAAGCAGCCCCCUAUCCAGCAAACCAUUCCCCUAAAUGCUUCCCACAAAGGGACCCAGAUUGCAGCCCCUGCUGCUUUUAGGAGCCUGGCCCUGGCUCCCAGGCAGGUCCCCACAGGCUGCCCUCUGAGUACUCUAGGACAGUCUCAAGCCUCUGUCACAUCCCAGAAGCAGGGCCUGUCCAAGGUCUUGCCCCUUCUCCCAGCAUCCCCCAGCCCCACUCAGCUGCCUGUACAGCCCCUCAGUCUACCACCAGUUCUUGGCUCACAGGCAAGCGGGCAGCCCCAGGCAGCCAAGGCCAGCCUGCCUAUCAACUGGGUACUCACAACUCAGAAGCUGCUCUCUGUCCCAGUGCCAGCUGUGAGCCUCCCCCAGUCAGUGAUGACCCCUGAUACCAUAGGACCACCAGCAAAACAGCUACCUUCCCCUGCCACGACUCCUGCUUGCUUGGGACAGCUUCCAGCCAGUACAGACACAGAGCCUAAAGGUCCUCAGGGCCAGGAAAUACCAACCAUAUCUGGACCCGAAAAGAAGGCCUUGGACCUAAGUCUGCUUUCCCAGGAAAGCGAGACAGCCACACUGACAUGGCUGAAGGGGUGCCAAGGUGCUUGUGUGCCCCCACUAGGGAGCAGGAUGCCCUAUCAGCCCCCUUCUCUGUGCAGCUUGCGAGCAUUGUCCAGCCUCCUCCUCCAUAAAAAGGACUUGGAGCAGAAGGCUUCCUCUCUGGUGACCAGCCAGGCAGCUGGGUCCCAAUCUGAGCCCAAGGCUGAAGCCCUACAAACUUCCUUGGGGCUAGUACAGAGGCAGCUCCAGGACAACCCAGCUUACCUCCUGCUAAAGACACGUUUCCUGGCUCUCUUCUCCCUUCCUGCACUCCUGGCCACUCUGCCACCCAACAGUGUCCCCACCACCCUGUCACCAGCUGUGGCUGUUGGUUCUGAAAGUGACAGUGAAGACCUCCUUGGUGACCUGGAACUUAAGGACAGGGCCAGGCAGUUAGAUUGUCUGGCCUGCAGGAUACAAGCAAGCCCAGCAGCUACAGACCCUGAACAGAGAGCUCCAGGUCCUGGUGAGGACCUGGAUGCUUCUGAUGACCUUGAUGUGCUCAGGACUCGGCAUGCUCGGCAUUCCCGGAAACGGAGGCUACUAUGAGCAGCAAGGACAAGGACUCAAGGGGUCCAGAAACCUACUCUUACACCAGGCAGGAGGCAGAGCCCAGGCCUGACCAGAAGCCCACAGCCCUCUGCAAGAGGAAGCGGAGGCCAGGAAGCUGCAGGCCUGCAGACUUAACCUGUCUGCAGCAAGCAACAGGGACUCUGAUAGCAGUGGCCAUGUGGUCACAGGCUUAACUGUUACAAAAUGCAAAUCCACAUAUUUGAAGGAAUAAAAUAAAUGUCUAUUUUUUACUUUAAAAGCAAU